Messenger RNA from Toxoplasma gondii ME49, 639 nucleotides. RefSeq lists its product as hypothetical. Lineage: Eukaryota; Apicomplexa; Conoidasida; Eucoccidiorida; Sarcocystidae. The record is from RefSeq and is a predicted model, not a curated record. The coding region runs from base 69 to 533 and encodes 154 amino acids. The transcript has a single exon.
GAGGUUUACGGUGUACAGAACGCGGGAGGCAGAGAUGGCCGCACCGCACUGUGUGUCGUGUGGCUGGCAUGUCUGCCACCUCGGAUCGCUUGCUUUCUUGUGGAGUUUCUUCGGUUGUCUUGUUAAAUUGUGAUUUCCAUCUUUGUCCGUUUGAGGUGCCCGUUUUCUCUCUUUCUCUAUGCUCGUUUCGGAGCUGUUUCGUCUUCUCGUCUUUCCGUACUCAAUUCUUCUCGCUUUUGUCGUCUCCUGUCACCAUCUCUCCUUUCUUUCCUGUCUCGCGUCUUCUCAACUUUCGCGUUUGCUCGUUCCGUCGGUCGCGUCUGUCGAGUCGGAUUCGUCUGAGUCCCGUUUCGCUCCCUCCGACUUCCUCCUUCGUUUUCUGCUGCGCCUCGUUUCGUGGAGGCGUGCGUCUGCACUCUCGCUUUCUGGCUUUCUGCCUCCUGCCCAGCCCUCUCGAGCUCUGCGACUUUUCCUCGUCUGCUGGGACCGGCGUCUCCGCGAGGAAGAAUCUUCUGGGACAGAGUCGCGUGUGACCUUCAGCACGAUGCCUUCGAGUUUGAUUUUAGUUUCUGCCAAGAAAGAAAACUUUCGUCUGUGUCAAGAGACCCGAAAAGGCACUUUAGAGCAGUCGCCUUGCCU